Messenger RNA from Seriola dumerili (greater amberjack), 915 nucleotides. Its product is annotated as trace amine-associated receptor 1-like. The coding region runs from base 1 to 915 and encodes 304 amino acids. Gene Ontology annotation, molecular function: trace-amine receptor activity. Lineage: Eukaryota; Metazoa; Chordata; Actinopteri; Carangiformes; Carangidae. Gene Ontology annotation, cellular component: membrane. The record is from RefSeq and is a predicted model, not a curated record. Gene Ontology annotation, biological process: G protein-coupled receptor signaling pathway. The transcript is spliced from 2 exons.
AUGGAAGCAGAGCUGACUGUCAACAGCACUUACAUUUUUAAUGACAUACAUCCCUGUUAUGAAUCAAAUAAUGCAACUUACAUAUUUACAAGCAAACCUUCCAUACUAUGUGUUUUAGUAUAUAUUUUCCUUAGCUUAUUGUCUGUUGCUACAAUAUGUGGAAACCUUCUUGUUAUAAUCUCUAUCAUUUACUUCAAACAGCUGCACACUCCUACUAACUACUUGAUCCUCUCUCUGGCUGUGGCUGACCUGCUUGUAGGAGUUUUAGUUUUUCCUUUCAGCAUGGCAUUCACUGUAACCUCAUGUCUUUAUCAUGAGGAUUUAUUCUACAGAUAUUACGCAGUUUGUCAGCCCCUGACAUACAGAAGUAAGAUAAAUGUUCACAUUACUGUGAUCAUGAUCCUGGUGUGCUGGAGUAUCUCUGCUCUAAUUGGGAUCGCUAUAAUAGUUGCAGGGUUCAGCCAAGGAACAUGUGAAGAAAUGUGCUCAGUUGAUGUUGUAAUGGCAAACACUAUGGGACCUGUUUUCUCUUUUUACCUUCCUGCAUUCAUAAUGCUCUGUAUCUACCUAAAGAUUUUCCUUGUUGCUCGGAAACAGGUGAACAGCAUCCAGAGCACAAAGUAUGGAGCAACUGUCAGUAAAAGGGAGAGAAAGGCCACAAAAACUCUGGCUACUGUUUUGGGAGUUUUUCUUUUAUGUUUGACUCCUUACUUUCUAUGCAUUGUUUUCCAGCCUUUGUCUUAUAAUCCACCACCCAUCCCUGUGAUUGAGACACUUAACUGGCUUACAUUAUCAAACUCAAUGCUGAAUCCAUUAAUCUAUGCUUUCUUUUACAGCUGGUUCAGAUCAGCUUUCAGAAUGAUCAUUUCUGGGAAAAUAUUCCAAGGGGAUUUUGCUAACUCCAAACUGUUUUGA